AUGCGUUCUAUGACGUGAUCACGGUGGGGGCUCCAGCGGCCCACUUCCAGGGCUUUAARGGCGGAGGGCUACAGCGGCUACUGAGCAGACAUGAGGCAGAGAAGAAGAGUUUCAGCACAGCAUACCAGUGCAUCUACUACUCCCCAGAGCACACAGCCAAGGCCCAGGAGGUGUUGCACAGUGUGGGCCAUCUCCAACCUCUCAUCUCGGGCCUGGCAGACCAGCUGCUCCAGGCCGCCCAGCAGCACUCCAUGGCUGGGCUGAGGGAGGCACUCAAGACCCUGGCUGGAAAGAGGGUGCACGAUUUCCUCUCUAGCCCUCCUCACCUGCAGGAGAGUAGAGAGAGACCAGGUGCUGAUGUUGUGUUUGUCUCCUCUAGGACAGGGUUGGGCGACGUGGCGAAGAGCCUCAACUGUGUCAUCGCCAUGGUGGACAAGCUCCAGGAGCAGGAACCAAUCAACAACACCAGGAACCACCAUAUCCCUAAGCAGGUCCUGGCUGAUGUCAUCACCUCCCACAACCCUGAAGGGGAUUGGCGGGAGCAGCUCUGCCCCCUGGUGGUGAGGUUGAAGGAGUGCGUCGCGGAGGUGGUGGUGCGGGCCAGGAGGGCCAUGACCUUCGUCCUGCUGCAGGAGGCGGCCUGCAGCAUCCCCCAGGGACUGUUCCUCAAGCAGAGGAGGGAUGUGGUCUUCAGCCAGGCGCUAGCUGCGUUGGCGUGUGGUUUUGUCAUGAGGCUGUACGCGGGGAUGGAGGAUAAGGGCUUCCUCAGGCAGCUCCACCUAGUGGGCCUGGUGGCACAGUUCGAAAGUCUGCUAAGCACCUACAGUGAGGAGAUUGGCAUGCUGGAGGACAUGGAGGUGGGCAUCUCAGACCUGCACCGGGUGGCCUUCAGAUCACCCAGGCCAAGACAGACGACCCUUGUGACCUGCAACCUGUAGUCAUCGGCAGGCGCGACCAUUAUACUGUAGAAGUGCCAUUACCGCGGCUGGUCUUCCAGACGUUACCCCAUGAGAUCAAAGAGGGCAAGGCGUUGCAGGUUUACCCGGUGCUCUUCAACGUGGGAAUCAAUGAACAGCAGACAAUAGCAGACAGGUACCGGAACACUUUGCUCUUUUACGGGCYAAUCAUAUCUUCCACUUUAGUUCCAAAUGUUCACUUAUUCUCCCAUUUGACAUCAGUUCAUGAUUAAGUGCCAUUUUGACUGAAGUAGAAGUUCAGUCAACCAGCCUUUACUGAUCCCUUAGUUUCUUCGGUUACACACUAUGGGAGAAAAAACAUUUGUUUUGGAUGAGAUGAUGUUGUCUAUAGAGUCA
Messenger RNA from Salvelinus sp. IW2-2015, 1313 nucleotides. Lineage: Eukaryota; Metazoa; Chordata; Actinopteri; Salmoniformes; Salmonidae. The record is from RefSeq and is a predicted model, not a curated record.